AUGGGAUAUGAGUAUGCAGCAAGACAAUCUAGACGAGUUGACGUAUUGAAGUGUGAAGCGGUCUUAGGCUUCACUCUCCCCCGAAGACAAUGGGUAAAGUGGAAUGAAUGGAACAAGCAGGACGUAAAUCUUGGACAUCCUGAAGAAGAGUUUGAUCCAACACUGUUGGCUGAACUGUUUGAUGGUACCAGGCUGGCUACGGCUGAGCUCUACUUUAAUCCAACACGUUGCUGGCUAGCAAGAGACCGUUCAGUAGAAGAAGCUGCUCGGGCAAUAUCAAGUGGACAAGUUGCUCACCUAUGGACCAAAAACAAUGGUUGUGAUCGGUCGCUCUACGAACUCAGCAUGGACAUAGUAAACAUGUGCCGAGCGUACCAAAGAAGAGCAGUUACAAUGAAAUGUAUUCCACAUAUAUUGUUGGGAUGUUGA
This is a messenger RNA of Opisthorchis viverrini, 429 nucleotides long. RefSeq lists its product as hypothetical. NCBI's taxonomy places the organism in Eukaryota, Metazoa, Platyhelminthes, Trematoda, Opisthorchiida, Opisthorchiidae. Bases 1 to 429 code for a protein of 142 amino acids. The transcript has a single exon. The record is from RefSeq and is a predicted model, not a curated record.